This is a messenger RNA of Hydra vulgaris (swiftwater hydra), 1226 nucleotides long. Lineage: Eukaryota; Metazoa; Cnidaria; Hydrozoa; Anthoathecata; Hydridae. The record is from RefSeq and is a predicted model, not a curated record.
AAAAAAGUUACGUAGUUAAAGAUGGUAAAAGUAUGAUUUAAAAAGUAACUUUUCAUUUAUAAAUGUUACUGCUUUAUUUUAAAGUAUUGCUUGUUUUUUAAAGAAUAAAAGACAGAGACAAUAAAAAACUUUUUAGUUAAAGACAGUAAAGGUAUGUAUUAAAAACUUACCUAAUCAUUUAUAAUUGUUAGCAUUUUAUUUUAAUUUGUUUUUAUUUAUUUUAAUGUUUUAGAGAUAGUAAAUACAAGGAAAAGCUACAUAGUUGAUGAUACAGAAGGGAUGUAUUAUUCAGUGGCGCAUGAGGGAAAUAAAGAUUUUUAUGUAACCUUAUUUAUAUAAUUAAUUUAAACAUUAUCCCAUCUGGUGAAAAAAUAGGUGUAGAGUUUUAAAACAUGUAAUCUUCAAUAAAUUUAAUAGUCGUUAUUUUAUUAGAUGAAAGACUCAUGCUUAAAUUUUGAUGAAAUUAUCCUUAAAUUGCAUUUCCUAAAUAGGUCACAAAAUCAUAAAAUGUAUCCAUAUUAAAAACCCUGUAAAAGUCAUUUUGGGUAUAUAUCCAGAUUUAGGUGGCUGGAAGGUAUACGAUUAUUCGUUACAAGACACUUUAAACAAAUGUCUCAGUGACGAAGUUGUUUAUAUUUAUCUCAAACUAUUAGUAAACAGUAAAGAAAAAGUAUGAUUAGUUAAUGUACUUCAUAAUAAAAUUUUUGUACAAAAAAACAAUAUUGCAUUUUUUUUUUAAAUUUGUCUUCAUUUAAAUAAAAUUGUAAUUCUAAAUAUAAAACUAUAUAAUGAAUGCUAUUCCAUUUAUUGAUGCUUUGAAGAAUCGAAUCGAAGUACUGUUGCCAGCUGGGCUACUCUCACUGGAUGAAUUGAUAAUUAAAACUGAUUUAAUACGAAAACGGCAUAAGAUAAUCAAACCAGGUAAUAAAACAAUUCACUCUAUGGAUCCUAUGGGAGAACAGAUAAAUUCCAUCAAAAAAGAAGAAGUGAAAUGGAAUAGUUGUUACUUACAACAAAGAUAUGGUGUUUCAGAAAAGCUUGAAAUAUUUACAUUACUACAUGCUAUUAUACAAGCUGAUGGUAUAUCAUGUGGAGUAUUCUGCCUCAAGAUAACUUUAAGACUCCUAACUUUUGCUGAAAAUUAUAUAAAUGGAGAAGUAUUGGUGCGUGUCUUUCCACUUAAAGAAGUUAAUGCAUACAGAAAAAGAGAAAAAGAAGGUUUGUGA